Messenger RNA from Pleuronectes platessa (European plaice), 2307 nucleotides. RefSeq names its product hematopoietically expressed homeobox (gene hhex). The transcript has 4 exons. The record is from RefSeq and is a predicted model, not a curated record. Bases 298 to 1170 code for a protein of 290 amino acids. Gene Ontology annotation, molecular function: RNA polymerase II cis-regulatory region sequence-specific DNA binding; DNA-binding transcription factor activity, RNA polymerase II-specific. Gene Ontology annotation, biological process: regulation of transcription by RNA polymerase II; cell differentiation. Lineage: Eukaryota; Metazoa; Chordata; Actinopteri; Pleuronectiformes; Pleuronectidae.
CGCCUGCAGCCAGAUAACAGCCUAAGCAGUUGGACCGAGUAUCUGCUUGUUCACCCUUGCAACGUGAUGGACACCAAAACACUCUAACGGUGUUAUCCACAAACCAGAGGGACUGUGUUUGGUGGGUAAAGGGCAGCCCGCAGACUGAAAGUUUCACUCAAAGUUACAGUAGAUGGUUAAUAGCAUGUAAAAACUUGAGAGUAUUAUUUAAAAACGAAAGAGACGUGGCCGUUAAAUAGGAACGCUGCUGUGAGACUGUAAACUGAGUUCCAGUGCACUGCGGCGGCAAAGAGCACCAUGAGCGUCCCGCUUUUUGCACCAACUCCGAUCCAGCCGGCUCAUCCGACUCCCUUCUACAUCGAGGACAUUCUGGGGACGACUGCCUCUACUACCUACUCUCCUUCUAUUUCUUCAUCCUCCGCCUCUUCAUCCUCCUCAUGCUCCACGCUGACUAUCCCCACACCGACUCUUGCGUCGCCCAAUUCUUCGUUCACGAGUGUAAUCUCACCGUACCGGGCGCCGAUUUAUGAACCCACGCCGAUCCACGCGGCGCUGUCUCAUCAUGCAGCUGCAAUGUUGACAACGACGUACGCCACCGCCGGGGCUUUCGCUGGCCCCAUCUACCCGUUCCACCACCAGCACAACCGCUCCAUGGGGGAGUACGCCCAGGCUCUGCUGAGGCGCGACCCGCUCGGGAAGCCGCUGCUAUGGACUCCCUUCAUGCAGCGGCCACUGCACAAGAGAAAAGGCGGCCAGGUCCGGUUUUCUAACGACCAGACCAUUGAGCUGGAGAAGAAGUUUGAGACGCAGAAGUACCUCUCUCCUCCAGAGAGGAAGCGAUUGGCAAAGAUGCUGCAGCUCAGCGAGAGACAGGUUAAAACCUGGUUCCAAAAUCGACGUGCGAAGUGGCGAAGACUGAAACAGGAAAAUCCUCAGGGAGGUAAAAGAGAGCUGGAGAAUGACAGUCCAGCUGGGAGGAGUAAUAAAGGUGAUGAGAUGAUCGAGUCGACCGUGAUGCAGAGCCCAGAACAGAAGCAGACAGUCUAUGUGCGCUCUGUGUCCCCACAACACCUGCACACAGCAAUGGACUCUAACGUGACAUCAGACGACACUGACCAGGAGCUAGACAUGGUGGACGACGAAGAGUACACCCGGAAACUGCAGUUCUGACGGUUAUCGACACUGGAUCCAAUGGACAUUCAGAGCUGGAUGAUGAAGGCCAGCAGAAUCUUCUCACACCUGAUUCUGGUCACUCAUCUCCAUUCAGACAGCUUGACAAAAUAGUCACUGGUGUAAUAUUUAGGUAACGUUUACAUCACUUAAUCCUCCCAUUACGUGUCUUUUUGUAUAUAAAACAUAUUCGUUUUGAUUGUCACUUUGUUAUAUUGACCACGGUAAAUGACUUGUACUGUAUGUUGUUCUUAAUUUAGGCUGUUGCCUUAAAAUAUGAUAUAUGAAAUCAAUACAGACCAAAUAAUGAUGUGGUUAAUUGCUUUUAAUAAUAAUAAACACAUUUUCUGAUGAGAAUAAUUUGUCAAACUCUGCUAGAAUUUUAUUACGAUUUAGUAUUUUCCAAAUUGCUACUGGAAAAAGAAAAUCAAUUAAUUACAACAUUUUGGCAAAAAACAGAAAUAUAAAUGAAUAUAAACAAGUUAUAAACCAAAAAUAUAUAGCCUAUAGAAUAUAAACAUAUCAAGACAAAUUUGGCCUUUAUCGUACAUGGCCAUUAAAUAGUCAUAAUUUGAACGAGAGCAAAAUAUUGAGUUCACAAGGGGAACAUACGUUUUAAGAAUGUCAUGUAUAUUCCCAGGCUGCUUGUUUAACAAAUCAUAUGGUCUGCAGUCAUCAGGUUAAUUACAUUAAAACCCAAUUAAAAUGCUACCUAUGUAGCUAUGGUUGGCUGCUCUCACAUGAGAUCUAAGAUAUUUGUAGAUUGUAUUUUUUUAUCUUGUGACUCAAUUAUACACAAUGAUAAAUCAUUAGACUUAGCAAGAAAAACAAUAAGAAAACUUAUGAGGGAGAGGAGUUAAUUAGAUCUUUUACUUAGACAAAACAUACAUUGAAUAAUUGGAACCGAGAAUAACACAAAAAACUUGAUUUAUUAUUUGCAAACUAAUACAUAAAAUAAAUACAGUUAUUCACUAUACGACACUUUCACAAUUUAUUAUAUGAUUUAAGAUUUCGGAUAAGCCUAACGUCAUUGAUGCAUCAAUAAUUGUAUGUAUAGCUGAACAAGUUGUUAGUAAUGAUAAUUGCUUAAUUAGCUACUCGGUUAUAUCUAUAUCUGCAUUAAAUUCUAAAAACUCA